CAUGGCGCCACUGUCCCCGCCCACACAUACUUUCCAGCCAAUUAGCAGCGCCUGUCACUGAUCACAUGACAUCACCCGGGCACUAGUGGGAUCUGACUGUUAUCAGGAACAGGGACCUGCGCUCGCUGCCUCAUCACCUGGGAUUGUCCAGAUUAGGAACCCUGUUGCUGCACUGAACGGAUUACCCUCAGGGCACCUACCUUCUGUGUCCAGUCUUCCAGAUAUCAGGAUCUUCCGGAGGGAUGUCCAGGGUUCCCAUUUUGGCAGCCUCCUACCUGGGUAGUAUUGUAUGUUCCUCCUAGAGGCAGCACCAGCUCAUGUGACAGCCCAUGGCAUGUCUCCACACCGAGCACUAGUAACCUGAGACAUCCAGAACACCUGCAGUGCUCAGCAAUCUGCUCCACGGUGGAGAUCGCUCAGUAGAAGACUCUGCAGCGGUGAACAGACGGGAGAAUGGCCAGCUCCAGCGUAAAGCGUCUGGCGGUCACCCUGAUGGACGCGUCCACGGACAAAGAUCAUGACGUGCAGGAGCAGAUUUAUAACUCGCUGUGCUUCAUGGGAGAGACUGCCCCCGCGGAGAUACUGGAGUCAUGUGCCUCCUACCUGCGCCAGCACGACAAGCUCUCUUACGUUCAUCGCACCAUCAUCCUGAGGGCCAUGGAGACCGUGGUAAGGAACAACCUGACAUCCCUGAGCAAGGAGACCGCCAAGAUGGUCAUUGUGCUGGCGUCCAAUGAGAUGACCAAGUCUAAGGACGUUAUAUUCGAGUGGCAGCAGGCGGCUAGCAGUAUCCUCGUCGCUGUGGGAAGAGGCUUCAUUAACUGUGUCAUGGAGGAAAUUCUGCUCAAGUUCCAGCCAGGAAUCCUUCCGCAUUUCUUCAUCAUGCAGACAUUAGCCAACCUGGCAGUGGCUAACGUGUUUGGGAUGGUUCCUUUCCUUAACUCUGUCCUUGGAACGAUGCUUCCGAUGUUUCCGAUAGUGAAGCAGGAUCCAAUGAAAGCCGUGUUCUGUGUGGCCCUGCAGCACUUCAGCGAGAGCAUCCAGGAAUAUCUGGCUAACCUGGACAAGGCUCCGGACCCCUCCGUCAGGAAAGAUACCUUCUCCAGCGACAUGUUCAGCGCCUACGAUGUUCUGUUUUAUGGCUGGCUGCAGAACAGAGAGUCUAAGGUAUGGAACCCAGGGGAUCCGUGGCUCUCUCCGUGGCUUGGUACACUGUCCCCUGUACCUUAUUUCUCUGCCAUACUUCUCUUACACGCAGGUUUUGCUCCAGAUCACACAGAUGAACUGGUAGAGAAGUUACAGACUUUCAGACAAGGUCUCCAUAACCCGGACUCCAGCGCUCUGUUCCAUACGUGCUUCAAUAUCGCCAUGAUCAUUGGGAAGCUCCUCCCACCUGAGCAGCUGACCAGCCUCAUUUUUGUCACCUUUGAGGGACUUUCUGAUCCUGACCCCAAUUGCUCCCGAGCUGCUACUGUUAUGAUCAACUCCCUGCUGAAGGACCGGGGGACUAUCCUGUUACUGAAGGUGCCGGAGAUCAUUGAGCGGGUGCACGAGCAGCUGCAGGAGACCCCGGAGGAGCACAUUAAGAAGGCGGCCGUACAGACCAUCUAUAUCCUGGCCACACAGCACAUGGCAGCCGUGGUCACCAGCUUACUGUGCAGUCCCGUGCCGUACGAUAGUGAGACUUGCACCCUGUGGAAAGCCCUGUCCUCGGAUCCUCCGCUGACCUCCCAGGUGCUGACGCUGCUUCUGGAAAAGAUGACCGGUGAUGUGCCGUACAAGGAGAGUAAGGCGUCAUUGCUGAGCUCAAUGUCUGGUCGUGUGGCCACUCUCCUCCCUCUCACUGCUACCUGUGCCCUCCGUGAGGUCCUGUGUCAGCCGGAAUCUGCCCCCACUGUACAAGAGCUUUAUUCCCUGCUCUUUGUCUCCCUCCUGCUGCGUGUCAGCUCUAUGGUGGGGGUCCAGCUACCCAAGAACCUCUGCACAACCACGGUCAGGAAGAGCUCCAGUCCACCCACCACCUCCAGGAGCCUGGACCCCUGCAGCUCUGCAAUAGAGGCUCUGCAGUUUAUGCUGAACCAGGGAGGCUGUGAGGAGGUGACGCUGAGUGUGGAAACUGAUGGAGGCUGGGAGAACAUGAAGAAGGAGGAGACACAUUACUUAGGUGUAACAUCACUGAGCAGAUCCAUGGUGCGGUACGCUGGUCCGAAGCUUCCAAUCAUCAUUAAGAGUCUGCAGUCCGCACUAAGCAGUGUCUAUGACAGUCAGCGUAUCACUGCUACGGCUUUCCUCGCUCAGCUCCUUCAGAGUAGUGACCUCAGUGACCUCAUCUUCCUGGAACCACUGAUGGACAACAUGACCAGUCGGCUGAAGGACAGCAGUGUGAUUGUGCGCAUGUUAGCUGUCCGCGGCUUGGGGAACAUUGCAGCCGGAUACCCCGAUAAGGUGCGCAAGAAUGGAUCCCAGCUCCUUACUUCCAUGAUCAAUGCCAUGGAUGAUCGAGAGGACCCUGACCAUAUAGUGACCCAGGAAGCAAUGUCCAGUCUCUCUCGCCUCCUCCCCCAUAUGGAGGACAAAGACAUGCGCUCCCUCCUCAUCCACACAGCCAUCCGCAUCCGACCCUUCUUUGACCACGAGAAGGAGGAGCUGCGUAAAGCCUCCAUUAUGCUGUUUGGGAACCUCACCAGGCUGAACUCGGAGUGGAGCGAGGAGGUGCUGUUCGAGCAGAUCCUGAAUGGUCUUGUGACGUUACUUCUGCACCUGCAGGACCCUAAACCGGGUGUGGUGAAGGCAUGUAAAUUUGCUCUGCAAAUGUGUGCCCCAAAUAUAAAGAACCAGAGUCUGGCGGAUAUGUUCCUCUCCCACCUGCACCCGGACAGAGGCUUGCACUACGGGGAGUUCAUGAAUAAUGUCUGCAAACACCUGUUGCAGGGUUAUCCUGAUAUGAUCUCCCGUCUCGUCCAGACCAACAUCAGCUACUUCAAGAGCACCUGGCCUGAUAUCCGAGCAGCCGCUCCUAUGUUCAUAGGGUUCCUGGUGCUGAACAUGCAGAAGGAGCAGUGUAAUCUAGUGGACUUAGAUCAUCUCGUGACCUCCCUCGUCAUCUUGCUGAAGGACCCAGUCCCCGCUGUGCGCAUCAAGGCCUCGGAGGCCAUGGGGCUCCUGGUGAAGUUUGUCUGAUUUCAGCCCUGACUGUGCCGGCCAUCACAUUGUACGGAACGGUUCCUGCUUCCAGGGUAACGGUACUGGCUGACACUUUAUACUGUAGCUGGAUCCCCCAAAUGCUUCUUGGCGAGACACUGAGCCGGCGGUGAGACCGGGAACUCUAGAGGGGGCCAUUCGGGCGGCCCGGAUACAGGUCCUGCAGUCCACGCUCUGGAUUCUCAGGGAAGGGACCCGCUGUGGGAUCACUGCCACUUUCUAUAGAGGGGAUCCAUGCAGUGUUGGGGUUAUAUUUGGCUAUAUACAGAUGAUAUGUAUAUGUGAAGUUGAUGGGGUAUUUUCUAUUGCUCCUGGGGUCAGCGUCAACACAUUAAACUUAUUUUUCAACACGGAAA
This is a messenger RNA of Pseudophryne corroboree (corroboree frog), 3557 nucleotides long. It is a transcript of the gene MROH1, whose product is annotated as maestro heat like repeat family member 1. Lineage: Eukaryota; Metazoa; Chordata; Amphibia; Anura; Myobatrachidae. The transcript is spliced from 21 exons. Gene Ontology annotation, cellular component: cytoplasm. Bases 454 to 3180 code for a protein of 908 amino acids. The record is from RefSeq and is a predicted model, not a curated record.